Stegastes partitus (bicolor damselfish) is the source of this 1355-nucleotide messenger RNA. RefSeq names its product ybeY metalloendoribonuclease (gene ybey). Bases 348 to 854 code for a protein of 168 amino acids. Gene Ontology annotation, biological process: rRNA processing. NCBI's taxonomy places the organism in Eukaryota, Metazoa, Chordata, Actinopteri, Pomacentridae. Gene Ontology annotation, molecular function: metalloendopeptidase activity. The record is from RefSeq and is a predicted model, not a curated record. The transcript has 4 exons.
CGCGUGUCAUCGUUGCUGGAGGAGGUUUUCAACUGGCAAGUGAGAAUUUUCUUUAAAUGGCAGAAUAGGUUUAUUUCCUGUCAACUGUCUUAUCACAUCGUAACAAAUGAGAGAAGGUGUACAUUGACGGAACCAUAUGUUGAUACGUGUCACCUUGAAUUGUGCCGGCCCUGAACACAGAUGGCCCUGAAUCACUGAACAUCGCUGCCGGCUCACCGGACCAACCGUAAACUGUCGCCUCGGAAUUCUCGCAACUGUCCGUCGUCGUCGGUAGCUUCACGUUAACGUCUACUUAUGCCCGAGGCCUUUUUUGGUCGCCCUCUUCUCUUUUCACGUCGUGUUUUAACAUGGGAGUAGUACUGCGGAACCUCCAGAAGGUGGUGCCUCUUCGACGCGCCAGGCUGCGUAGAGAUGUGGACACCCUGAGGCACAUCCUGGGCAUCCAGAAAUUUGACCUGGGCAUCAUAUGCGUGGACAACCACAGGAUUCAGCAAAUCAACAACAUUUACAGAAAGAAAAAUCUCCCGACGGAUGUCCUGUCAUUUCCAUUCCACGAGGACCUGAGACCCGGUAAGCUGCCUUGCCCCCUUUACAGAGAUGACCUGAACCUUGGGGACAUUUUCCUCGGUGUCGAGUUUGUGAUGAAGCAGUGUCAGGAGGAAUCACAAGAUCUCCAUGGUGCUCUCACUGUUGUCACAGCACAUGGCAUCUGUCACCUGCUGGGCUACAGGCAUGAGACAGAGGAAGAAUGGACCGAGAUGUUGCAGAGAGAAAACUACAUUCUCAGCGAGUACACCAGACUUACAGGCCGACAUCUGGAGCCACUGAUGAAGAGAUGCAGUCAAGACAGGUGACACUGACUGCCACCUGCUCACUUCAAAACUGAACACUACUUGGUGUUCUGUGAGCUUGAUAUUGCCUGUACACUUUCCCAGUGGAAAACUGUUUUCUUCAACAUCGUGAUCCCUAAAUACAAGGACACUAACUGCUGUCUUUUUCACAAUCAGUAUUUGCUGCUACAGUUUUCCAGGAUUCCAUUGACCUGGCAGUAAACAUAGAGCACUUGGACUGUGGAUGUCCUUCUGAAACACUGGAUGUGAGUGUUGUUAAAAAGUUUUCGACAUCAAAUAAAAAAAAAUAAAAAUUUUAACAAAAGACUUUACCUUCAUUGCAAUAUUUUAUUAAAAUCUGCUUUAGGAAGAGUCAGUUGUGUAUGAAGGGUAGAAAAAGCUGUUCAUUCUCACUUCACAAAUACAUUUCACCCUCUUUACACUGCAUUUGGGACAGGAUGUAGAGGAAAGCACAGCGUUUCAGAAAUGUAAAUCAGACGCAGACAUAAAAAAAAAAAAAAAAAA